This is a messenger RNA of Penicillium chermesinum, 897 nucleotides long. Its product is annotated as class I SAM-dependent methyltransferase. Bases 1 to 897 code for a protein of 298 amino acids. NCBI's taxonomy places the organism in Eukaryota, Fungi, Ascomycota, Eurotiomycetes, Eurotiales, Aspergillaceae. The transcript has a single exon. The record is from RefSeq and is a predicted model, not a curated record.
AUGACAACCCCAUCUCAUGUCGAGAAUUAUGACCCUUCCAAUUUCUGGACUACCCCAGCACGAAACUUCCGGACGUCUGCUCGCUUGCACCUGCAGCAUUUUCUUUUCCAAAACACCAUUGGGUUCCUUAUCGAGCCUUCCAUUGAGGAACACUUGGCCACCUUGUCGCAGCCUCUGAAGAUCGCCGACCUGGCCUGUGGCAAUGGUGUCUGGCUGACGGAGCUGCACACCCAUUUGGGGGACAAAGUCUCAGCGCAGUUAGAUGGCUUCGACAUCAAUCCUGUGAAUUUCCCAGCGCCCGCCUUUCUGCCUGCUUCGGUGAAGCUACAACAGCGUGAUGUCCUUGCGGAGCCUCUCUCAGCUGAGAUGAUCGGGACGUACGACGUGGUCCACAUCCGCGCCUUUGUGAGUAUUGUGCCCGAUGGUAACGUUGGACCUAUCCUCGCUGUAGCCUCGAAGCUUCUGAAGCCUGGUGGGUUCAUCCAGUGGGACGAAUCAAGAGGCGAUAUCUGGAUGGUCGAGUCGCCUUCUCCGCAGGUCUCCACGUCAGCCUGCGAGAGCAUUGUGCAGGUGCUAUGGAGCGGCCAAAAGGCAAGGAAUAUCAGCGAUAAAUGGGUGGAAGGCCUUGACAAACUUCUGGAUAAAUCUGGGUUUCAAGACUCACGUCUACUUGCACGUGAGAAAAGAAAGCAGGACUAUAAGGGCUGGACGGAGGACUAUCUCAUUGUGUGGGAGGAAUUGGCUUCGUAUUUCCCCACCAAGUCAGAAGCACCAGAUGCGCCGCUGUCGCGCGAGUCAUGGCUUGAUAUGUUUGCGGCGGCCGUGCGAGAGACGGAACAAGGUGUUGCGGUGCACCAGGGACGAGUCUUUGUUGCGGUGGGCCAGAAACCCUACUAA